Molecule: messenger RNA, 1505 nt
Organism: Ochotona curzoniae (black-lipped pika)
Lineage: Eukaryota; Metazoa; Chordata; Mammalia; Lagomorpha; Ochotonidae
Gene: PLEK2
Product: pleckstrin 2
Exons: 9
Coding region: 68-1126 (352 amino acids)
Biological process (GO): actin cytoskeleton organization; intracellular signal transduction
Cellular component (GO): plasma membrane
Source: RefSeq, a predicted model, not a curated record
GUUGCGCGGGCGCCCGCCGGCGGAGCGCGAGAAGCCGGGACAGCGCACCUGGGCCGGCCCCGGCGACAUGGAGGACGGCGUGCUCAAGGAGGGCUUCCUGGUCAAGAGGGGCCACAUCGUCCACAACUGGAAGGCUCGCUGGUUCAUCCUCCGCCAGAACACGCUGCUCUAUUACAAGCUGGAGGGGGGUCGGAGAGUGACCCCUCCCAAGGGCCGGAUCCUCCUGGACGGCUGCACCAUCACCUGUCCCUGUCUGGACUAUGAAAAUCGUCCUCUCCUCAUUAAGCUGAAGACGCGGACAGCCACCGAGUACUUCCUGGAAGCAUGUUCUCGGGAGGAGAGGGAUGCCUGGGCCUUUGAGAUAACAGGGGCUAUUCACGCAGGGCAGCCGGGGAAGGUCCAGCAGCUCCAUAUCCUGCAGAACUCCUUCAAGCUGCCCCCUCACAUCAGCCUGCAUCGCAUCGUGGACAAGAUGCAUGACAGCAGCAGCGGGAUCCGCUCAAGCCCCAACACAGAGCAAGGAAGCACCUACAAAAAGACCUUCCUAGGCUCCUCCCUGGUCGACUGGCUCAUCUCCAACAGCUUCGCCGCCAACCGUCUGGAGGCCGUGACCCUGGCCUCCAUGCUCAUGGAAGAGAACUUCCUGCGGCCAGUAGGUGCCCGGAGCAUGGGAGCCACUCGCUCCGGGGAUUUGACGGACCAGUUUCUGGAUGACUCCACGGCCCUGUACACUUUCGCUGAGAGCUACAAGAAGAUAAGCUCCAAAGAAGAACUCAGUCUCAGCUCUGUGGAGCUGAGUGGAGAAGUGGUGAAACAGGGCUAUUUGGCCAAGCAGGGGCACAAGAGAAAGAACUGGAAGGUGCGUCGCUUCGUGUUGAGGAAAGAGCCAGCUUUCCUGCAUUACUACGACCCGUCCAAGGAAGAGAACAGGCCAGUGGGUGGGUUUUCCCUGCGUGGUUCACUUGUGUCUGCUCUGGAGGACAACGGUGUUCCCACUGGGGUUAAAGGGAACGUCCAGGGCAACCUCUUCAAAGUGAUUACUAAGGAUGACACACACUAUUACAUCCAGGCCAGCAGCAAGGCCGAGCGGGCAGAAUGGAUUGAAGCCAUCAAGAAGCUAACAUGACAGCCAGCCGUGGAACAGACCCAGGACUCCUCCCACGCGACCGGACGAACUUCCUGGAGAAUGGGCGUGUGCCGGGACUUGCGAGGGAAACAUUUCAAACUGCUUAGGAGUGUUGAAGAGCCUCCUUGGAUCACACACGGCAGUGCUUCUACCGUCUUCCCUAUCUUCAGAAGCCAAGCCACGUGGAAAGGCGAGGCCAGGCUGCAGGUGUGAGACGCUGGGCUUCGGCCCACCCCCAACGGCCAUGCCCCGGGUUCCUUUGUUGGACACUGAACACUGGCCGUGCUGUGCCUUAGGUAAUAGUCUCAUGCGGCUUUCUCUGACAUAGUGUCAACGACUUCACUAUUUACAAUGAAUAAAAAACUGACACUUUUGGUUA